AUCCACCUUAUUAACCCCUCUCCUCUCUCGCCAAAUCUCACCAGUUUUCUCACUCGUUCUCUGUCUGUAUAUCUUUCUGGUCAAUGUCUUCCACUUUCUGUUUCGAUGCGUUUUCUCAUCUGGGUCUGAUCGAUUUGUGGGGGAGAGAGAGAAAAAUGGAGAAUACUGGUGUCGGAACGCCGUCGAAGAGCGUGUGGGAUUUGGGCGAAUUAGCGGAGAGGAACUCGCUAGGGUUCAUGGAGUUGCUGGGUGUGCAUCAUGAUCUCGACCCUUCUUCCCUGUUCGAUACGUCCCCGCCGUCCCCAACACAAGCGGCCUCGAAAUUGGAACCUUCGUGCUGGGAUGCGGUAGCGACUCCCAAUUCGUCAUCGAUCUCAUCGACGUCGAGCGAUGCUGUUAACGAGGGGAAAGUGAAGGGGGAGGACGAUGAAGAAGAAGAAGAAGGAGAAGAGCAGCAGGAGAAGAGAGCUACGAAGAAGCAGUUGAAACCGAAGAAGAUUAACCAGAAGAGAAAGAGAGAGCCGAGGGUGGCGUUCAUGACAAAGAGCGAGGUUGAUCAUCUCGAAGAUGGUUACAGAUGGAGAAAGUACGGACAAAAAGCCGUCAAGAACAGCCCUUUUCCUCGGAGUUACUACCGUUGCACCACGGCGACGUGUGACGUGAAGAAGAGGGUGGAGAGAUCAUUCACGGACACGAGCAUAGUGGUGACGACGUACGAGGGUCAACACUCUCACCCAAGUCCUCUUAUGCCUCGUCCCUCCUUCUCCGGCGGCUUAUUCUCCUCCGGUCGGAGCUUCGUCCUUCCUAUACAAAACUCCUCCAUACUUUCGUCUGACGUCCUAAACGGGUAUGAUCAUGUGAAGAAGAGUCGGGAUGAUGCUGGUUUAAUGGUGAAAGACCAUGGCCUUCUCCAGGAUCUUGUCGCCUCUCACAUGUUGAAGGAUAAUACUUAGGUUUAAUUAUUUGUAAUUAAUCGUCACAAGAAAGAACCGAUCUUUUCCUUCACCGGAAGGUCGUGCUUUGUAAUAUGAGCAGAGAUAUUGUAAUGGUAGUUAACGUUAAGCCGACAGGUCCCACCAAAACUAUUUCUAUUCA
Molecule: messenger RNA, 1095 nt
Organism: Tarenaya hassleriana
Lineage: Eukaryota; Viridiplantae; Streptophyta; Magnoliopsida; Brassicales; Cleomaceae
Product: probable WRKY transcription factor 23
Exons: 3
Coding region: 84-953 (289 amino acids)
Biological process (GO): regulation of DNA-templated transcription
Molecular function (GO): DNA-binding transcription factor activity; sequence-specific DNA binding
Source: RefSeq, a predicted model, not a curated record